UUCAUAAAAUAUUAAAUAUAGACAGGCCACACUCCCUGUCUCUCUCUCUUCUGCACACCUGUGCCUGGCUUCUCUCUCUCCUCUGCACACCUCUUUGCGCAAAAUGCUGGUGGAUCGUGGAGGUGGUAAUGGGAGCAGGGGCUCUGAAAGGGACUUUUAUUAUUUUUUCAAAGUUUUGUUGGGGAAUUUCUCUGAGCAAUUGGUAAAAAGUUCAAUUCCACCAGCAUUUCGGACAUAUUUGGAGCAUGAAGUUUCUAGAAAGGUCUUUCUAAAGGGUCCAAGUGGUGAUGUUUGGCCUGUAGAUUUGAAGAAAACUGUUGGUGGCAUGUUAUUUCAAAAUGGUUGGAAGGACUUUGUAAAUGAUCAUUGUUUGCAACUAGGGCAUUUUCUGGUGUUUAGAUAUGAUGGAGAUGUGUACUUCACGGUACAGAUUUUUGAUCAAACUUGUUGUGAGAAAGAAGAUGCAUUUCUUGUGCAUAAUAGCGACGAAAUGGAUUUCAAUGAAGACAAUGCGGAAGAGGUCAAGGUGAAGGAAAACCUAAUGAAACAAUCUCGGAUUGCUCGAAAUAGAUCAUUCAAAAGUAAAAUGAAUAGGACAAAUGGAAAGGUGAACAUAUUCCCAACACAACCAGUUUUUGAUAAUGGGUAUGUUGAGGCUGAAAAGAAUGAUAUGAAGACUAAAAUGAAUGACAUAAUGACUGUUGGAGAUUCAAGCGAUGAAUCUAGCUGUGAGGAACAAUGCUCAGAAAAACAGAGAAGGAUUUCAAGAGCACUUGAGCCUAGCCAGAAAAAAGAUACUCAUAAUUCUACAAGUGAUCGGCGUAUUUCUAGAGAAAGGACCGUUGUGUCAGCAAGGCGUCGAGUGACUAAAAGAGAAAUGCACAAUGCAAUUGACUCAGCCAGCUCCUUUCAGUCUAGCAAACCAUCCUUCACACUAGUUAUGAAACCAGGCAAUGUGUAUAGACAUUUCACUGCGUUUGUACCUGCUGCUUUUGCGAGGGAGCAUCUGCCAUGUUGCCAGUGCAAACUGAUUCUUCGGAAUCAAGCAGGGUGUUCAUGGACAGUGAGUUACUCUCCACAUGGCAUGAAAGGUUAUAGGAUGCAUGGUGGAUGGAAGCAAUUUUCUUUCGAAAACAAUCUUGAAGAUGGGGAUGCCUGUGCAUUCGAGCUUGUAAAGGGCAAGAAGGAAUUCAUUGUGCAUAUUUUCAGGGUAAUCCAGGAAAUAAAACCCUUGAGAUGGAUCAGUUCUGCCGCAAAGACUAAACGUUAAAGCCAUGGAUGAUACCUCUGAAGACUGAACCCAUUGUUCUUAUACUCAUCUUUUAUGGUGCAGAUAUAUAUUCAGGGUAGUCGAGGAGAUAAACUUGAGAUGGAUCAGUUAUAUUGCGCAGACUCCAUGAAGGAGACAUGGAUGGAGCCUUUGUGGACUGAACCAUUUAUUUUUUGGCAGUUUUUCUUAAUGUAAACAAGGGUUUUUUGGGACGAACUUUCAAUGGUUUGAGCCCUUGACCUCCAUCGACUAAAGCACGAUGUAUACAACUAAGCCACAGCCUAAGGAACUGAUUUUUGGCAGUUGAUGAAUGCUUGUGGAUGUUGGUUGGUUUUUCUAUUAAGCAUGUGGGUGAACUUUAUUCA
Molecule: messenger RNA, 1635 nt
Organism: Amborella trichopoda
Lineage: Eukaryota; Viridiplantae; Streptophyta; Magnoliopsida; Amborellales; Amborellaceae
Source: RefSeq, a predicted model, not a curated record